AUGAGCGAAAGUAGCUUAGAAGCUGCACAUAUUCUCCUCUUCCUUGACUUCGACAAUACGCUUACUACUGCAUCCACACUCGAGUACAUAGCUUCUAUUGCGACCACUGCUAAAUUAAUUGGUGAUAAGCAGCCUGCUCUUCAUCCGAAAUUGACUCGGAUAUCGCAGUGUUACAAGAGUGAUCUUGCGAGGCAUAAUGAAGCCUACAAUUUCAAAAAAGAACAACGACGAACACUUGCUCAUGAGGCUGCGUAUCUGGAUUCGUUAAAGCAUGUAGAAGCCGCAAGUCUCGACCGUGUCGUGGGUCAAGGUCUAUUUAAGGGUGUAACGCCCCAAAUGGUCGAAGAAGUCGCUCAAGCAAGCCUGCGUCAGAAGCACGUGAGCUUGAGAAAAGGCUGGCAAUCACUCAUUGGUGCUGCACAAGCGACCGGUGUGGCAUACGUCAUCUCUGUUGCGUGGUCCAAGAGAUUUAUUGAGCACAUACUUCGAGCCUCUGACCCAGACAUGCAAGUAAGCCGCAAUGCCGCGACUUUCGAUGCUGAGAGGAUUGCAGUCAAUGCAAAUGACAUUGCUGAGGACGGUAGUGGCCUGAUCAUAGGCUCCAAGAUUCUGACGGGAAGGCGAAUACUUACCUCCACCGACAAGUUGGAAGUUAUGAGGAAGUUGGCUGGUGAUUUUACGGAGAACAGUCUGUCGGCGGCAAAGUUUCAGCGUAUCAAGACCAUUUACGUGGGUGAUUCCAUGACAGAUUUAGAAUGCCUGAUGGAAGCAGAUCUGAGCAUUUGCAUUCAAGACGAGCCUCCGACGAGAGACCAAGAACAGCUAGCGCAAACGUUGCAUAGGCUUGGUGUAGCUUUACGCCCAAUCAGCCAGCGAAGGAUGGCGACCAAAGACAGAAAGGUUGACAGAUCAGCUGAUUGGGCUGAAGAACGGUUGACCAAGACUGUGUGGAUUGCAAAAGACUUCGAAGAGAUUUCACAGUAUGGUCUCUAUGGUCUUUGA
This is a messenger RNA of Bacidia gigantensis, 1002 nucleotides long. RefSeq lists its product as uncharacterized. The record is from RefSeq and is a predicted model, not a curated record. Bases 1 to 1002 code for a protein of 333 amino acids. The transcript has a single exon. NCBI's taxonomy places the organism in Eukaryota, Fungi, Ascomycota, Lecanoromycetes, Lecanorales, Ramalinaceae.